AUGCCUGUCCCACCAAAGUCGUCUCUAGUCCUUGUAACUGGCGCGAACGGCUACAUUGCCAGUUGGGUCACCCUGUACCUGUUGCAGCAAGGGUACUCGGUCCGCGGCACGACUCGCAAUGACGCCAAGGGCCAGUGGAUGAAGGAAAUGUACAAGGACAGGGGACUGGACAACUUUGACUACGUCGUAGUGGCCGAUCUGGAGAAUGACAAUGCUUUCGACGAGGCCGUCAAAGGUGUCGAUGCCAUCAUCCACACGGCUUCACCGUUCCAUUGGAAUAUCACCAAGCCCGACGAUCUUAUCAAGCCAGCGGUUGCAGGCACUGUCUCCGCUCUCAAGGCGGCUUCAAAGGAACCAAAAGUCCAGCGUGUGGUCAUCACCAGUUCUUAUGCUUCCAUUCUCGAAAACCGCGACCCCCCAGGGAGUGCCACCUUCAACGAGGACGACUGGAACGAGCAGUCGAUCCGAGAAGUCGACGAGAAAGGACUGGAUGCGCUUCGGACCCACUGGUACCGGGCCAGCAAGACCCUCGCCGAGCGCGCCGCCUGGGACUACGUCAAGAAGGAAACGCCAUCGUUCGACGUCGUGACAAUCUGCCCGCCAUACGUUCUCGGUCCCAUCAUCCACGAAGCUGCGUCUCCCGAGACGCUCAACACCUCUGUGGGAGACUGGUACAAGUACCUGACCGGUGAAAAGACGACCGCGGAUGCUACAGCACCAGCUGGAGUGUUGUGUGAUGUGCGGGAUGUCGCCGACGUCCAUGUCAAGGCACUACUACAGCCCGAGGCGGCGGGCAAGCGGUUCGGCAUUGCGACUAGGACCUUUACUCAUCAGAUUCUUCUCGACCACGUCAAUGCGGACCCCAAGCUCGCCCAAGCGUUUCCCCAUGCGGUCCGAGGCGUCCCUGGACAAGCUGUCCCACCCAUUAACAUAUAUGACACCUCGCGAUCUCACAAGGCAUUGGGCAUCGAACCCCGUGACGAGGGUAAGACCGCGGUUGACAUGACAGAGAGUCUGCGAGAGCGCAAGGUCAAGUGGGACGCCGCCGCUGGACAGUAGAUGCACAUGUGCUUCCAUAUAA
Molecule: messenger RNA, 1081 nt
Organism: Vanrija pseudolonga
Lineage: Eukaryota; Fungi; Basidiomycota; Tremellomycetes; Trichosporonales; Trichosporonaceae
Product: Ketoreductase azaE
Exons: 8
Coding region: 1-1059 (352 amino acids)
Molecular function (GO): oxidoreductase activity, acting on the CH-OH group of donors, NAD or NADP as acceptor
Source: RefSeq, a predicted model, not a curated record